AUGAAUAGGAAUUUAUUUAUAAAAAGCUUUACUUUUUCUAGAUCACUAAAGAAUUUUUAUGUUUUAAGUUUAUUAAAUUAUUUAAAAUUGAAAAUUUAUAAUAAGAUAUAUGUUCCUACAUUAGGUGUAACCUUAAAGAGAAGAAGAAGUAGUUACAUAUUAAACAUGAGAAAAAUGGAAAUUACUUAUUUAUCGCAAGAUUUAUCUCAAAAAAUAGAUAACGAAUUAAUGAGCGAUGAAAUUGGAUAUACCACUGAGCAGCUAAUGGAAUUAGCUGGUUUAUCCAUAUCUCAAAUAAUUUUUAAGGAAUACAAACCAAAAGAAUUUAAAAAAAUAUUAAUUUGUUGUGGUCCUGGAAAUAAUGGUGGGGACGGUUUAGUUGCAGCUCGUCAUUUGAAACAGUUUGGAUAUGACGUCAUGAUAUUAUAUCCGAAAGUUAAUGAUAAAACAUUAUUUAAAAGACUAUUAAAACUACUGGAGCAUUAUGAAAUCAGCGUCCUCAGGAGUAUAACACCAAGUGAUUUGGAUAAUUAUGAUUUAAUAAUAGAUUCUAUAUUUGGAUUUAGUUUUAAGGGAGAACCCCGAAAACCGUUUGACGAAAUAAUACAAAUGAUUAAUAAUAGCAACAAAGUAAUUGUCUCAGUAGAUGUCCCAUCUGGAAUAAAUAUCGAUUCAGGUCUUUCAACAAAUAGCCUUUUUAUAAACUCAGAUAUGAAUAUUUCUUUAAUGCUUCCAAAGCAAGGAUUGAUAAAUUAUAAAAAGAAACAUUAUCUCGGAGGACGAUUUAUACCUUUAUCCAUUAUUAAAAAAUAUAAUUUAAAGGUCCCUAGUUUUUCAGAUGAUAACCCAUAUGUCAUUUUAUAA
This is a messenger RNA of Plasmodium adleri (nom. inval.), 864 nucleotides long. Its product is annotated as pyridoxal 5'-phosphate synthase, putative. NCBI's taxonomy places the organism in Eukaryota, Apicomplexa, Aconoidasida, Haemosporida, Plasmodiidae. Gene Ontology annotation, molecular function: NAD(P)HX epimerase activity. The record is from RefSeq and is a predicted model, not a curated record. The transcript has 8 exons. Gene Ontology annotation, cellular component: mitochondrion. Bases 1 to 864 code for a protein of 287 amino acids.